AUGGCCACCAUCGAAGCAUCUGUCGGGAAGACUCCAGCCCAAUUAAUGGCUGAGCGGGACGCCGCUCAAGCCGCUCACCACGUCACUGUCGAAGAUGUGGUUGACGAGGAAGAUAUCGAGCAUCCCCCUCCAUCUCAGCAAACCGGCGCUGCGACUGCUACUGAAUCUCCUGCUACCAAUGGCUCUGCUGGAGUUAUGUCAACUAAGGCAGCUGGUAAGCAGAAGGAGAAGCCUGAUGUUCUGAACACCCAAGACGAAGAUGCAUUUCCCACUCUUGGUGGACAAUCCAAGCCGACUGCUCAGGCUCCUGGCUGGGGCUCUAAAGGUACCCUGCGAACUCCUGCCUCUCCUGCUCUCUCCGGUGCUUCUACUCCUGCCCGUCCUGCCUCUCGAGGUCCUGCCAUGCCUGGUGGCGCAGUCAACCUGCCAAGCCAGAACCGCGACCACUUCGACAUCUCAAAGCAAGAUAUGAACCCCAACGCUCCGAUUCAGAAGGUCUUAGCUGAUGCAAAGAGGAAGUACAAGGUUAAUACUGGCAUUCAAGAGAUCAGUGGUGGCAGGGAACGACGAUUUUAUGCUGAAGGCCCCCAAAAGGCGCAAGUUCGUGCUGCUUUACUCGAUAUUUCAAAGGCUAUCAGCGUCGAGAAGGAUAUCAAACUCCAGAUUCCUGCUUCAGCUUCAGCUGCGAUCAUCGGAAAAGGUGGCUCCAACAUUACUGCUUGGCAGAACCAGCAUGGCGUGCGCAUCAACAUUAAGCGCGAUCCACGAGAACCAUCGGAUGAUCCAAAUGAUCCUCGCAUUGACGUGGUUGAACUCAAGGGCGACGCUGCGUCUGUUCGAGAAGUUCAGUACAAGAUUGGUCAAAUGGUCAAGCAAAAUCAGCCAAAAGUCAACAUGCCAUUGAGAGGUGUGCCACCUGAGCUGUACCCCUUCCUAGCUGGCCAGUACAAGCCCGACAUUGAUCGACUCCAGCAAGGGAACGGUCUCGAUAUCAACAUCCCGCAGUACCACACCUGGCAGGCUCAGCCUCCGCCACGAGCCGCUGCGGAUGGUCGAGCACAGUUUGUGCCACAUGGUGAUUCCCACAUCAUGUUGAGCGGCGAACAGGAGUCAGCUAUGCAAGCCCAAAGAGCCAUCGAGCAGUUGGUCAAGCAACUUCAGGAACAGCUCGCAGUGGAGGAGAUGACAUCCGAGCAAGUUCUUCAUCCUUACAUCGUGGGUGAACGUGGCAUGGAUCCUAUUGACUUUCUUGACCAGACAGGAUGCGCGAUCGUCCUGCCACCUGGUCACCACGAGAGCGACGAUAUUCAUAUCAUUGGUCCUCAAGACAGAAUUCAGGAAGGUCGUGAUUUGGCCGAGCGACUAAUGGCCGAGAAGCACACUCGACCUAUUGAUCUUUCUCGACAGUUCGCAUCUGCGCCUAUGGGUGCAGACAGACAUUCUCGGGCGCUCGCAAAGUAUCUACAGGAGAAAGCAAUCGAGCGCGAAAUCAUGAAUGCCCACAACUCCGAAGUUGUUUUCCCUGUUCACGCUGGUGCUGGACCAAACUGGAACAUCAUCUCCAGUGAUGCUCAGAAGGCAGUCGCAGCCAAGAAUGAUAUCACAAAGAUCACUCAGGCUUUUCCUCCUUCCCGCAUAUCGCUACUUGAGAUGGAUCCUUACUAUCAUCAACAUGUCGGUGAUAUGUUCUCUCAGCAGCUUCAAAAUGAUCACGGUGUAUUUAUGAUGAUUCCGGAUGACCCUGAGGAGCCAAUCAUGCUUGUAUACGAGGGCCCUGAAGAGGCUGAUCCUUAUGCUAAGUUGCGAAGAGGACGACCUACUAGUCCUGAGCAGCAAGAAUUCGAGCGAGCUCUACAAGCGGCACAGGACUUCUUGCUUGGACAAAUUCCUUCCAGAGAUAUUCACGCACGCGACGUGCCGGUGCCAAGAAAGCACCACGAACGCGUAAGGCGACACGUGCGAAACCUUCAGCAGGAGACUCCGGCACAGUUCCCGGUACAACUUGACUUUGGACAGCCUAGUGGAAGACGUGCCCGAGCACAACAGCCACAGGUCGCGGAAAAUGUCUUCUUGCGUGGACCUAGUCCAGACGAGGUCGAGGCUUUGAGACAGCAGAUCGAGAACUUCUUACUUGAGCUUGAACAAGAUGAGAAGGAGCGUGACUAUACGACGACCUUUGACUUUCCAGAAAACUUUAAGAAGAACCUAAUUGGCAAGAAUGGUGCUAAUAUCCAAACAUUGCGUGAGAAACACGAUGUUGAGAUUCACACCAAAGAGCCAGGCAAGGUCGUGAUUCAGGGUCCUCAAAAGAAAGCUGAUGCAUGUAAAGCGGAAAUAGUCAGACUUGGGAAGCAGUACGAAGAUGAGGUCUCGUACACUAUCAAAGUCGACCCCAAAUUCCACGGCGAGCUGAUUGGCAAGAGCGGUGAAAAUCUUACUAAGCUGCAGAAUAAGGUCAACAGGGAGGUCAGAAUUGACUUUCCUCGCGCUAAUAGAGGUGGCGACACAUCCGACAAUGUCAGCGAAGCUGGAGGAUCGACUCAACGUCAAGCCUCAGACGAGAUCAAAAUUCGUGGUCCUCGUGCCAAGGCUGACAAGAUUCGAGAUGAGCUGCUGAGCUUGACACAAUACCUGCAGGACAAUUCUCACACAGCAACAGUAUCAGUUCACCGAGAUCAAGUCAGGAGCUUGAUUGGCCGUGGUGGCUCUGAACUCGAAAGAUUGCGGGGCGAAACUGGUGCGCAGGUCGAUGUCCCUAACAAGCCAGAAGGUGAACGAGUCACCAUUACUAUCAAGGGCUCCAAGGCAGCCGUGGACAAGGCCCGACAGGAGAUACAAAGCAAGGCUAAGGCUUUCGAUGCCAUUACCACACAGACUAUUGCCGUUGACCGAAAGUACCAUCGUGACUUGAUCGGGUCAAAGGGUUUGAACAUACAGAAAAUAGUGCAUGAGGCAGGUGGACCAGAACGAAGUGCCGAGGCCGUCCAAUUCCCGAAGCAAGGCGAGGAUUCGUCAACACUCACGAUCAAAGGUACUCAAGAUGUUGUUGACAAGAUUGUGUCAGCAAUCAACUCUUUCGUCGAGGAGAGGGAUAACCAAGUGACACAAAUUGUCGACAUUCCUGCCGAUCAGCAUAGAAUGCUCAUUGGAUCAGCCGGAAACAUCAGAAAGUCCAUCGAGCAGCAAUUUAGCAUAGCUUUGGAUGUUCCACGAAGAGAAACUGGUAGCACUGGUGUGAAGAUUACAGGUCGAUCCGAUGCGGUUGCACAAGCCAAGCAACACAUCAUUCACCUUACUAAGCAACCAGAGGGUACCACUGUCAUGGUUCCUCGCAACGUUCACCACGUCGUUGCCAAUGAUGGACGCUUCUUCCGAGAUUUGAGCCGCCAGGGUAUCAAAGUCGACCACAAAGGACAACAACCACCAAGGAAACCUGCUGCACAGAAUGGUUCACGGGCACGAGUAAAUGCAGAUGCACCAUUAAUCACGGACGACGUUUCCGAUAGUAUCCAACAUGCCUUCAACCUUCAACUCCUCAAUGCACUCAGCGAGGAAACCGGCGAGAUCCCCUGGGUACUCAUCGGCAACCGCGACGUUACAGAGGCUGAUAUUUCGAAGGUCGCACAGCAGAUCCAAGAUGCCAUCUCCCAGGCCGAAGAGCCACGACACAUUGGAUAUCUGCGUCUCUCAGACCCUGCACUUCAUCGUCACGUCAUUGGUCAGGGCGGACGCACAAUCAACUCAAUCAGAAAACGAACCGGUUGUGAUAUCCAGGUCCCUGGUGGUGCCAAGUCUCAGAAUCAGGGCGAAGACAUUACGAUUGUGGGAGGUAAGGACGAUAUCGAGAUGGCAAGGGAUUUGAUUCUGGAGGAGAUUGAGAAGGCUGGGUCGUAG
Lithohypha guttulata is the source of this 3894-nucleotide messenger RNA. RefSeq lists its product as uncharacterized. The record is from RefSeq and is a predicted model, not a curated record. Gene Ontology annotation, biological process: nuclear division. Bases 1 to 3894 code for a protein of 1297 amino acids. Gene Ontology annotation, cellular component: nucleus; cytoplasm. Lineage: Eukaryota; Fungi; Ascomycota; Eurotiomycetes; Chaetothyriales; Trichomeriaceae. The transcript has a single exon. Gene Ontology annotation, molecular function: mRNA binding.